AUGAGUACUGAAGAGUAUGAUGAAGAGCUAUGUCAGCGAGCAUCAAAGGAGAACCUGGAAGAAGACAUAAAUUCUGGAGUGAAAAAUUUAACAACAAAUGAUGAAGAGGAAGAGAAAAUCAUAAUUCAUUCUAAAAGCUCAACAGAUAGUAGCUUUCAGAAUUUUGGGCCAGAUGUUGAAACAGUGUAUGCAACACAGGAUGCACUUGAACCAGAAAUACCAAUAGUUGAAUCGCUAAAGAAUGAAAAGUUUACGAUUGAGGAAGAGAGCCUACCAAAGACAACAUAUUCAAAACAAUAUUUAUCUGACUUGCUACACAUACCAUCCAAGAUUCGUAAUGUUUCAAUUUGUGGAGGAUUGCAAUCAGGAAAGACAUCGUUUAUUGACUUACUUGUCGAUGAAACUCAUUUAAGAGAUCAUAAGAAUAAUGAAAACAAUAAUAUAAAAUACACGGAUAAUAAAGUAUUAGAGGUGGAGCGUGGAAUAUCAAUACAUUCAUCUAUGAUGACUCUUUUAUUAUCAAACUCGAAAGGCAACUCUAUCGCAUUUAAUGUCUUUGACACACCAGGUCAUUCAAGUUUUAUUGAUGACGUGAAUUCUUCAAUUAAUUUAUCAGAUAAUGUAAUUCUAGUGGUGGAUGUUGCUGAGGAUGUUCCAGAAUCUCUUUCGACUGUAAUAAAUGUUGCAUUAAGUUCUAAUUGCAAGCUUUUUUUGAUGAUAAGCAAGCUAGAUCGAUUGUUUUUAGAACUAAGACUAACUCCAUUGGAUGCUUAUUAUAAGAUUCGAAAGAUCAUUGAUAAUGUUAACAAAUACUUGAAAAUGAAAGGUGCCUCCGAUCAUAUACUAUUCAAUCCUACAAGAGGUAAUGUCUUCUUUGAAUCAGCACAUCUUAAUUGCUGUUUUACUCUUGAUAGUUUUGCAGACAUUUACAGAGCCAAAAUACACCAAGACCUCUCAGAUACAUUUUCAAAAUCAUUGUGGGGUGAUGUCUAUUACCUGGAUGGUCACUUUACGACGAAGACUGCCAAUAAAAUUAAGUCUGCCAAUGAACGAACUUUUGUGAAAUUCAUCUUAGAACCAAUCUAUAAAUUGGCCAUGAUGGUAUUGACAAUGCCUGCGAAGAAAUUAGAAUAUUACGUUAGGGAGAAGUUAGGAAUUCACACAAUUAGUCAUCCACAAUUUAAACAAGACCCAUCUGAUGUUUUGAGGACACUAUUUAAAAAAUACUUUGGUGAAACGCAGUGUUCAUUUACGGAUAUGAUCCAGUCCUAUGGAGUAUCACCUAUUGAAAACAAUAUCAAUGCAUUCCAAUAUAAUCAAACUAAUUUGGAAUUUCCGGAACAAUCUUUAUCCUCUGUGCAAAAAUGCGACUCAUCUGGCCCUUUAAUCGCCAAAGUUUCCAGACUUGUAAAUACAUCCGAUGGAUCUAGGUUUUAUGCCGAAGUGCGAGUGUUUUCUGGUACUUUAAAGUCGAAGUCUUCUGUGAUUCUUCUAGGAGAAACGUAUUCCAGUGAGUUCAAUGAGGACAUGAAAAUUCAGAAAAUAAAGAAAACCUUUUUGAAUGAUACAAGAUAUAGAAUAGAGGUUGGAGAGAUACCUGCUGGUGCAAUUGGAUUGAUCUCCGGUCAUGAAAUAGACACAUUUAUAACUAGAACAGCGACAAUUUAUGAUGAGGACGCUUUCAAACCGAAUUUUUCAAUUCUUAAACCAUUCAAGCAUGUUAUACAGCCUGUGUUUAAGGUUGCAGUACAGCCAGAGAAUCCAUCAGAUAUGGGAAGCCUUAUUUCCGGAUUGAAAAUGAUAAGCCGUGAAUAUGCAGGAUGUGAAAUAACAGUUGAAGAAGGCGGUGAUCAAGCAAUAUCUGGAUACAGCGAGCUCUAUUUGGAUUGCUUACUGCAUGAUUUACGGAAACUCUACUCAAAUAUCGAUAUAAAGGUUAGCGAUCCAAUGACUAGAUUUGCAGAAACUUGUGCUGAUACAUCAAUGGUGAAACUUCCUACAAAUUCGGUGAACGGACACAAUUCAAUUACAAUAAUAGCCGAGCCACUGGAUGAGGAACUCACCAAUGAUAUAGCAAGCGGUAAAUUACCUCUAGAUCCGAAAACAAGAAAACUUUCUAAAAUACUCAGAAAAAGGUAUCAAUGGGAUUCACUUGCUGCACGAUCUGUCUGGGCAUUUGGUCCAUUGGAGAAUCACAGUGUGAGUAUAUUAUGUGACGACACUUUGCCGGAUGAGGUUGAUAAGGAAAGAUUGCUCUUUGCCAGGGAUUCGAUAAUUCAAGGGUUUAGAUGGGCAUCUAGAGAAGGACCAUUGUGUGAAGAGCCUAUUCGUGGAGUUAGAUUUAGGAUUAUAGAUGCAGACAUUUCAUCCGACUAUAAUGAAGCAAACGGGGCCCAGCUUAUUCAAAUGACUAGACAAGCUUGCUACUGUGCAAUCAUGACAGCAACUCCACAAUUACUAGAACCAGUGUUUAAAGUUGACAUGACAAGCAACGGCUCGUUGGGAAAAUCACUUUCGAAUAUUAUAUCCAAAAGACGUGGCCGGGUUGUUUCUGACAAACCGGUUGAUGGUACACAACUAUUUAGAAUAACAGGCUUUGUCCCUGUUAUUGAUAGCGUCGGUUUGGAGACUGAUAUUAGACUAUUAACACAAGGUAAAGCAAUGUGUGAAAUGACAUUUGCGAAGUGGCAGACGGCACCGGGUGAUCCUUUAGAUAAGUCUUGCUAUCUUCCAAUAUUGCGACCUGUUCCAAUCGCUUCACUCGCUAGAGACUUUACACUAAAAACAAGGAAGCGGAAGGGUCUUGAUGGAGGUCCAACCCUCGAGAAUUACGUGGACCAUGAAACAUGGGAAAAACUUCGGGCUACUAAUCUGUUUGUGUAG
Messenger RNA from Brettanomyces bruxellensis, 2883 nucleotides. RefSeq lists its product as uncharacterized. The transcript has 2 exons. Gene Ontology annotation, cellular component: cytosol; U4/U6 x U5 tri-snRNP complex; U2-type catalytic step 2 spliceosome. Gene Ontology annotation, molecular function: GTP binding; translation elongation factor activity; GTPase activity. Gene Ontology annotation, biological process: mRNA splicing, via spliceosome. Bases 1 to 2883 code for a protein of 960 amino acids. The record is from RefSeq and is a predicted model, not a curated record. NCBI's taxonomy places the organism in Eukaryota, Fungi, Ascomycota, Pichiomycetes, Pichiales, Pichiaceae.